Closterium sp. Naga37s-1 is the source of this 3444-nucleotide messenger RNA. NCBI's taxonomy places the organism in Eukaryota, Viridiplantae, Streptophyta, Zygnematophyceae, Desmidiales, Closteriaceae. The record is from the annotation of a GenBank genome assembly.
AUGGCGUUGGCAGCUGAAGGCCAGCGAGCUGGGGUAGAUGUGCCCGAGGAGGAAGUGCAGUUUACGUCUGAUCCCAACACGAUCAGAUCUGCGUCCGUUACCGCGUUAACGGAGAGCCAUUUGAUGCUUGUGAAGGCAUUUUAUCACGCCGAAAAGCCUGCCAUGCUUGCUCCGUCGACAGGGACUUGCGAUGACUUGGCAUGCUUCGACUGGUGCCCGUCGUCGCCCAUUUCCGCCCUCACCCAGUCCUUGCCAUCCCUAUUCCCACCCUCAUCUCCUUACACAUGCAUCUCGGAUGCCAUGAAGGCGCUGGAAGAAGAAAAGCCUAAUGCGGAUUUCUGCUCGAACGACCCCCUGAUGUCGACCAGCGGUGGCGAGGAGCUUCUGUCGCAAGAUGAUGCGGGUCUCUCAAAAUCUCCUGUGACUGCCGUGUCGUCUCGCAAGCGGCGUCCGUUCCCUGGUGACACCAACUCCGGCGCGAGCAGCAGUGAUUGCUGCGACGGCGAGCGCGGCGUUUCUGCACCCACGCUUCGCCUCCCCAUUCAAAGGGGGUCGCCACCUGAGAAUUGCGGGGCCUGCACGGAAUGCACAGAAGGCACAAACCCGCGGUUGUCCGCCGGCAGUCCGAUUGCGAACGACGUGGAGCGCGCUCUUGGCACGCACCCCAGUGACACGAGCAAGGGUAUCGCAGCCAUUACCACAGCUCCCGACAGGCCGUCGAGCUGUCGUCCUCGGCCGCUUCCCGCGUCCAUGCGGCUGACCAUGGCGGACAUCAAAUGCGUCAUCGGGCUCAAAACAGCGCCUCCCACCAAAAAACCACGAAAAGGAGAAGUCGCCGCGCUGGCAAUUCAACCGUGCACUACUGGUAGUAAGCUGCACUUGGAGCACACACGCGCACUGUCGCCGCAUCGCGGAGCCCCGCCUCUUCCGCACCCCACGCGAGCCAACCUUCCCCACACUCGUUCUUCUGCUGGUAUCGCCAUUCCUUCGGAUCAAGCGCACCACGAGCCAUCUCGCUGCUCGCCAGGUGUUGCCGCAACCCCCGCCCACUUCGGCGCACCUCGACUGACAUCUCCCGCCAGAUCUCCUCCGACUCCGUCGCCAUUGGUGGAAACAGUCGUCCCGUGUCACUGUGACGAGGUGGACGCCAACGGCUACUCAUCGCUGCGCUCUCCGUGCUGCUGCCCGCCGCCCGACUCCAUGCACGGCGCCCCCUGUAUGCCGCCCCUUGCAACCUACCUUCCAUCUACCAUUGCAGCCUCGCCCUUUUCAGCUGCCGCAGCUGCAGCUGAUCCCCACUGGGCGAGGCUUGGUGACGGGAUGGGCAACAGCAGCAGCAGUCCGGACUUGGAGGCCGUGCUUCCCCUGUCCGCCCGCCAGCUGCCCACCAUGGCAUGCGCCACUGCGCGCUUCCUCCACUCGCCGCCGCUUGCACCACCCCAGGUAGCUCCCUACCCUCACAUACUCGGCAUGGGCAUGGGCGUGAACGCGGGUAUGAUGGGGUGUGGGUCCCGAGUAGGAUCUGUUGGUUUAGAGUGCGGGAGUAGCGAGGAGGAGGGAUGCACUUGUGGUGCGGGGAGGACAUGGGAUAGGGAAGACAUUGAACCGGGGCAGAUCCCAGGCCCAUGGCUGUCCAUGCCAGGAGCAGCGGCUAGUGCUGGGCUCCCCCCAUGGCUCUCGACGCCCUCCUGCCACGUUCAGCCCCUGCAUUGGCAGCUGAACCAGCACCAGCAGCCGCAAGAAGUGGAUGCGUACUCUGUGCCUUUUCCGAUAAUGGACCGUGCUUUGCCAUGGGAGGCAAAUGUGCAUGCUGGUGUUACUGGGUCGCCAGCAGGGGGUCUUGUUUGGCAGCACAGAGAUGGUGGUGCUGCAGAGUUCACAGAGAGAGCAGCACCUAGUCCUGUUGACAAGCUUGCUGCAAGAGAUCGGGACACAGAAGCGGGACAAGAUGCGCCUCACCAGGUCACGGAGCAAAAGUUGGCAGCUAAGGGAGACCAUGCAAGUUCAGGCGAUGAAAAGGAACUCAAAAGUGAAACAAUGGCUCCGCUGGAGCUAGAGUCGCGUCACAAGAACCCGCUACAACAGCACCGCAAGUCAAUUCGCGUGUCCGUGUGCGAGAAAGGCGGCAGUAGGGCUAUCUGCUCCAUGUCUCUCUCCGACACGGCGCUAGCAGAGAGCAAGCUGCUGGCAGACUCGCUUUCGGACCACUGGAACGACCUCGUCGCCACCUCCAUCAGCUCCACCAACGCCUCCCCCGCUCUCGCUCCCCUGCAUUCCUCCGCCUCUGCCAAGACAUCCGCGGCUUCCGGCUCAGUCGCCGGCAGCGUGUCAAGCGGCAGCGGCACGCCGGCGGAGGAGCCGCAUGUUCAGCUCAUGGUAAGCGAUUACGUCGCCGACGUCAGCUCGUACGAAGCCACGCUACGAUUGUUGGACGGGAAGGACCCUAAGGCGGAAAUAACGAGCGUCAGCAAGGCUCUUAAGAUUCUUCAGGUAGCCGCAGACCUGCAAUUCGACGACGGUAUUAACGCCUGCUUGCGAUACCUGGAGGCCGUGCCGUGGUCCACAGACGAGGAGGUUGAGGUAGUUAAUGUCCUCGCGCGCCUCGGCAUGGACCAAACCAAGGGCGGACUACGUGUUCUGGCGCGUCUCGGACCGACAAGCGCCGAAGCGGUCUAUAACGUUCUUAAGAAGCUCGUGUCUCAGGCCGUGGCGCGCGCGGACGCAGUGCCUCCAGCGGACCCGCAGUCCAAGGCCAUGUGGCGCGCUUCCGUGGAAAAGCUCUUCACGAGCGGCUCGCUGCGCGCCGAGGUGCGGAAGCGCGUGCUAUUCGAGCAGCUGGACGAGUUAAUAGACCGCGUUCAGGCGUGCGUGGUGGAGGAGGCGGCCGGGGGAGGCGGCGUGAUGCACUUCGUGGACAUGGCGGCCGAGUCGUCCAAGGAGCUCGCCGCGAAAUUCGCAGUUGAAAUGGACAACGUGGCUUGGCUCAUGGGAACCAUGGUGGACCGGUUAGGGUUUGCGGAGUACAUAAUUAAGUGGCUCAGCGAGGACCAAGGCUUCGUGCGACACGUCGAGUACUUUACCCAUAGAGACAAUCGCGCGGAAGCCGCCAUGUACGAUCCGUUGCUCCCUAUUAUUCUGCGGCUACUAACCCUGAUGGUGGGAGGCCACGCCAUCAUCCCCACAAACACGCGCGCGGCGCUCGUGAAGCUGUGGCUGCCCGUGCUGACCACCAUUCCCCGCCUGCCCGCCGUGUUCUCGCGCGAGCGGGGGCGGCUGCUGGGCGAGAUGCUGGGGCAGGUGAUUCUGACGCUGCCGUCGGCGCAGCAGGAGGAGGUGAUGGACCUCUGGCUCUCGCACUGCGGCGGGCGCUACAACGGCUGGCUCGACAUGGCCGCCUUCCUCGAACAGUGGCUUGAGCGAGCGGCGCGCAAGAUCAGGGACUGA